GAGUUUUGAGCAUAUUAAAGGUGCAUGCAAAUCUACUGUUGCUCCUUCACAUCAUUUAAGUGGAUGUGGAUACUUAUAUACUGUAUAUGAUAUCCAACGCGCGGGAGAUAAAUGGCAGCCAAAAUUUGAAAUUUCAUCGAAGAAGAACUCCGUAUUUAAAUGUUUGUUUUGACGCAGGAACAUCUACUAAGGGAUAAUGAGCUUCUAUCUUGGCUUGCCAACAUCUGUGCUAUAUACUUGUAAUGCAAAGGAAACCUACCUGCCUGCCUGAUCUCCCUACUUUCAGAUGGAAUCGUUUUGCAUUUCAUUUACUCGAUCAUCAGUCACUCCAUCUGUCUCUCACUUACCUCACUGCCCAAAGUUGCCAUUUCACAAGAAUAGUUUUCGUGGGGUCUAUCAAUUCAUCAUGCUAAGCCUGCCACCUCUGAUUAUGAGGAGAUCACUGAAUCCUAUCAUGCCACGCCUUCCAUUUCUGAUAUUUCGUGCUGUGUGAAUGGCGAAGCAUUCUUAGCAAUGACAACUCAGACCUGAAAUUUGGAUUUUAAGUUUUAACAUGCCUCCAUCAUCAUGCUUUAGUUCAUCAUUCAAGGCCUCUACAUCCUUAAGUUCAUCAGCUCCUCACGUAUUUGCAGGGUAUGCUUUUGUCUAUUUUGAGGAUGAGCGUGAUGCUGAGGACGCCAUUCGUAGUCUUGACAACACACCAUUUGGAUACGACAGGCGCAGGCUGUCUGUGGAGUGGUCUAGGGGUGAUCGUAUUCGUGGCCGCCAUCGUGAUGACUCUAGGUCAAUGCCAAACCAAAGACCCACCAAAACCUUGUUUGUCAUAAACUUUGAUCCAGUCCGCACAAGGGUCCGUGAUAUAGAAAGGCAUUUUGAGCCUUAUGGGAAGGUUUCACACGUCCGGAUUCGAAGGAAUUUUGCAUUUGUGCAAUUCGAAACACAGGAGGAUGCCACAAAAGCUCUGGAGUGUACACACAUGAGCAAGAUAUUGGAUAGGGUGGUUUCUGUUGAGUAUGCUCUAAGGGAUGAUGAUGAGAGGGAUGUCAGAAAUGAAAGCCCCCGAGCAGGGUAUGGUAGGCGUGGAGAUAGCCCUUCUUACAGACGCUCACCAAGUCCAGUGUAUCGCAGGGCUCGACCAAGUCCUGACUAUGGGCGGCCCCGCAGCCCAGUGUAUGACAGGUACAAUGGUCCGUCAUAUGAUAAACCCAGGAGUCCGGAGUUCAACAGAUAUCGAAGCCGAUCGCCUGUGCGAAGGUCAAGGACAUAAGAGGCCAUCAGGUUGAAGGAAGGAUAGUGCUUGCUUGACAUGUCAUUUUGUGGUGGUUUGCUAGAGCUUUUAGGUAUAUCGUAGAGGUAGAAGCUGGUCGUAGUUUAGUAGGGUAUUAGUGGUAUUUGAAACUUGUGGAUCGAUGGAUAAUAUCAGUAGUAGAUGUUCGAGUCACUGUAAUGAAUGAAACUUUUGGUCUGCGUUCAGACUGUAAUGUUAUCUUGCAAACUAGUAUAUGUAUAAAUCUUCAUUUGCACUGCAAGCUUUCAUAA
Messenger RNA from Rhododendron vialii, 1539 nucleotides. RefSeq names its product serine/arginine-rich splicing factor RS31-like. The coding region runs from base 554 to 1267 and encodes 237 amino acids. Gene Ontology annotation, biological process: mRNA splicing, via spliceosome. The transcript has 5 exons. Lineage: Eukaryota; Viridiplantae; Streptophyta; Magnoliopsida; Ericales; Ericaceae. Gene Ontology annotation, cellular component: nuclear speck. The record is from RefSeq and is a predicted model, not a curated record. Gene Ontology annotation, molecular function: RNA binding.